Messenger RNA from Silurus meridionalis, 1049 nucleotides. Its product is annotated as claudin-4. NCBI's taxonomy places the organism in Eukaryota, Metazoa, Chordata, Actinopteri, Siluriformes, Siluridae. Gene Ontology annotation, molecular function: structural molecule activity. Gene Ontology annotation, cellular component: bicellular tight junction; plasma membrane. The record is from RefSeq and is a predicted model, not a curated record. Bases 154 to 807 code for a protein of 217 amino acids. Gene Ontology annotation, biological process: cell adhesion; bicellular tight junction assembly. The transcript has a single exon.
CACCUUCGAACUAUAAGUAUAAAGAAGGCAGAAUCUGUUUCUCUGCCUCUCCUUCCCACCCUUCUCUGCUCCGGCCAGUGUCGGGAGCCGGAGAAAUCUAAUAUCGCUCUUGGACACAGAGGACUUAAGUGUGCAGAGCUCCAAAGAGAGUCGAUGGCUUCAGCCGGCCUGGAAAUCCUGGGCAUGAUUCUGUCUGUGGCUGGCUGGCUGGGGGCAAUGGUGGCCUGCUGCCUGCCCAUGUGGCGCGUGGCGGCGUACGUGGGUCAGAACAUCGUGAUCACACAGGUUGUGUGGGAGGGCCUGUGGAUGAGCUGUGUGGUACAGAGUACAGGCCAGAUGCAUUGCCAGAUCUAUGAUUCCAUGUUAGCGCUGCCCAACGACUUGCAGGCAGCACGAGCCCUGGUUGUCAUUGCUGUGUUCAUCGGUGUGGUGGCCAUGACGCUGGCUGUAGCAGGCGCUAAGUGCACCAACUGCAUGUCAGAUGUGUCCAGUAAACCUCGCAUCAUGCUGUGUGCCGGUGCAGCUUUCAUCACCACUGGGCUGUUGUUACUUGUAGCCAUAUGCUGGUCAGCCUACACCAUUGUCCUGGACUUCCAUGACCCACUACUGCAGGACACACAGAAGAGGGAGUUCGGGAACUCACUGUAUUUUGGCUGGGGCGCCUCCUGCCUGCUUAUCCUAGGUGGAGCUAUACUUUCGUGUUCGUGUGCUUCCAGAGCACCAAAGAAUCCUGCGUCUACCAGAGCACAGUACUCAACGGUGAAAUCAGUGGCUGCAAAUGGAUAUUGCAGAAGGGACUAUGUUUGAAUAAUAUAGGUUGGUAAAUGCAUUUAAAAACAAUAAAAACUUUGCUGGAACAUUAUUCCAUAGGAAAAAAUGCCAGAAAGAGAUGAUAGAAUAGUUAUGCAUGUUUAAACUGUGGCAGAGACCUAAUUCAGUCAGUUUUGACAAUAUUGACAAUAAAUCAGUAGAUGUGUUCUUUCACCAGUAGAUUUAAAAAGGACUUAUUAAUGUUUAAUAACCUUUGUGUUGUUACAGUAUUUUCCCAG